This is a messenger RNA of Erinaceus europaeus (western European hedgehog), 3915 nucleotides long. RefSeq names its product secretory carrier membrane protein 1 (gene SCAMP1). The coding region runs from base 167 to 1183 and encodes 338 amino acids. Gene Ontology annotation, biological process: protein transport. The record is from RefSeq and is a predicted model, not a curated record. NCBI's taxonomy places the organism in Eukaryota, Metazoa, Chordata, Mammalia, Eulipotyphla, Erinaceidae. Gene Ontology annotation, cellular component: trans-Golgi network membrane; recycling endosome membrane. The transcript is spliced from 9 exons.
GCGCACGGAGCAUGCGCAGUGUCUCCGGCGGCGGCGGCGGCCCCGCGCGCUGCACCCGGAUCUGCUCGGCGGCGGCGGCGGCGACGUGAGCGCGCAGGGGGGCGGCGGCCUCGCCUCGUCCGUGUCCUGCGCCUGGGUCGGCCGGGUGACGCCGCGCGCCGCAGACAUGUCGGAUUUCGACAGCAACCCCUUCGCCGACCCGGACCUCAACAACCCCUUCAAGGACCCGUCAGUUACACAGGUGACAAGAAAUGUUCCACCUGGACUUGACGAAUACAAUCCUUUCUCAGACUCAAGAACACCUCCACCAGGCAACGUGAAAAUGCCCAAUGUACCCAGCACACAGCCGGCAAUCAUGAAACCGACAGAGGAACACCCCGCUUACACACAGAUUGCUAAGGAACAUGCCUUGGCCCAAGCUGAACUUCUUAAGCGUCAGGAGGAACUAGAAAGAAAAGCGGCAGAACUAGAUCGUCGAGAGCGAGAAAUGCAAAACCUCAGUCAACACGGAAGGAAAAAUAAUUGGCCUCCUCUACCGGAAAAUUUUCCUGUGAGACCUUGCUUCUACCAGGACUUUUCUGUAGACAUUCCUGUAGAAUUCCAAAAGACAGUGAAGAUUAUGUAUUACUUAUGGAUGUUCCAUGCUGUGACUCUGUUCCUGAAUAUCUUUGGCUGCCUGGCUUGGUUUUGCGUUGAUCCUACAAGGGGGGUCGAUUUUGGACUGAGUAUCCUGUGGUUCGUGCUUUUUACUCCUUGCUCAUUUGUCUGUUGGUACAGACCACUGUACGGAGCGUUCAGGAGUGACAGUUCAUUCAGAUUCUUUGUAUUCUUCUUCGUUUAUAUUUGUCAAUUUGCUGUGCACGUGCUCCAGGCUGCAGGAUUUCAUAACUGGGGCAACUGUGGUUGGAUCUCAUCUCUUACUGGUCUUAACAAAAGCAUCCCCGUUGGCAUCAUGAUGAUAAUCAUAGCAGCACUCUUCACGGCGUCGGCGGUCAUCUCACUAGUCAUGUUCAAAAAGGUACACGGACUAUAUCGCACAACAGGUGCCAGUUUUGAGAAGGCCCAGCAGGAGUUUGCCACAGGCGUGAUGUCCAACAAGACUGUGCAGACGGCAGCGGCGAACGCAGCUUCCACUGCGGCCACCAGUGCGGCUCAGAACGCUUUUAAGGGAAACCAGAUUUAGAGAGUCUUCCGACAAUACGCUGGCGCCUUCUGACUGUACUUUUAUCUCCAGUUACUGUAUUCCACGAAUAUUUUUAUGUUCAGAACACACCGUACACAUAGCAUGUAUAGUUCCUACUCACUUGUGCAUGGGCUAGAACCGGAAAAACUUCCUUGUCUGAUUAUUUACCUAAAACUUUCUUAAUAUUUCAGUGCCCCUUGUAGACAAAAAAAUUACACAUUCAAUAAAUAUUCCCCAUAUUUCUGGGGGAUGAAUGCUCAGCAGACCUGUUUUCAGUGGUGAGACACCGAUAGUAAGUAGUAACAUGGUACAUCCGAUUAAAAACGCUUCUUGUACUAGCGGCAGCAUCCUCUCAACACCCGCACACUGAGACCACACAGAGGAGCAAUGAACACAUGCUGCCUUCUUCUCCCUUCUUACAUUGGGAGAAACAGGCCACCCGAGAGAGGCUUACAGGAUUCGGUUUGCUUCGUAGCAGUUCAGUCAUCGACAAAGAAGAGCCCGUGUGCAUUUCAUACUAGAUAAUGUCAUUUUUAUCUUUUUAUUUUUAUUUUAGAGUAGCUGCUAUUUUGAUAUCAGACUCUGAUCCUGCAUGGGUACCACAUUUCUCAGAUCAAAAAUAGGAUUUUGGGUUCUGCACUGCUCAGAGUUGUAGCAUUGGGACAUUCCUACCACCUAGAAAUGGUUUUCUGUAGUAGCUUAUUUUAAAUUAAAAAAAAAAAUUGUCCGUAGUAUGAACAUGUAAUAUAUAACAUGCAGUGCAUUAUCCAAAAGAAAAAGGUAGUUGAUGGAAUAGAAUGUAGUGAUAAUACUUUUUUUUUUUAAUUUUCAGUAUUCAUGUCACAGUAAAAUACUACUGUAUAGAAACUUUGGUAUAUUCUUGUGGCUACCCUUUUUAAUUGAGCUGAGAUUGUGUUUGGUAGCUCUUUUUUUGGGGGGGGGCUGUGUGUGUGUACUUUUUAACAGAGGUAUUAAAGUCUAGUCUAACUGUCCAAAAAGAACAUACAGUAUUUAAAGGAUUUUUUUUUUUUCAGCCUCUCAUCCUCAGUGUCAUUAAAAAUAAAAAAAAGACCUUGGCAUCUCACAUUUAUGUAAGUCUCUAAUGGACUUUAGUCAUUCAGUUUCUGAGAUAGACUGGAAUAUAUAUCAAACAUUUUGUGCAAUAGAAAAAUCAAACAUUUAACUUGCACCAAGUAAGAAAAUGAAAUACAUAAUUAUUCUUAUGAUCACAUUAAAAUUUAAUGCUCAGUUUAUUCAAAUUUAAAACUUUGAAUCAAUUUUAAUACAACUAAGCCAGCCAAAAACAUUUGUAAAGUUACGUUACUACUGUGUUCUGAAAGUCAGUUAAUUUAAGCUUGCAGAAUAGUAGUGACUUAUGCAGCUUGAUUUUAAGUAUGGGUAACUUUUGGAUCACAUUAUUUGAAAAUGCAAAUCCCUUAGAAAUCAGGUGUACAUAAUUGGCCGAGUCAUUUUAAUUUUUCUCAUGUGGGUGUGGAAUGGUGAGUUCUCAUAACUUAUAAAAAAUGCUUUGUGUGAGGUUAGUAAUGAGGGUCCAUCCAAAUAAUGUUUACAUUUGAUUUAUUUGGAAUUUAUUUAAUUAUAAACUUGGAAGAUAACUCCUUUUAUCCUAGAGAAAAUAGGGUUCAAAUUAUGAAUUCAAACUUUUAAUAUUUCUGAUCACUAAUACUCAUCUCUGCCUACUUCUCAACCCAGCUAAGCCAGCUCAGGGUUUUCAGUUUAUAACCUUGUUGAAUAUCACAUUCUGUGGUCUGGGAGGUAGCGCCGUGGAUAAAACUUUGGACUCUCAAGCAUGAGGUCCUGAGUUUAAUCCCUGGCAACACAUGGCACCAGAGUGAUGUCUGGUUCUUUCUCUCUCUCCUAUCAUUUCUCAUGAAUAAAUAAAAUCUUUAAAAAAAAAAAAAAGAAAAUACAUUCUAUCAGAAUGCUUCACUGAAUCUGAAUUUUACAAAUACUCAAAAUAUCAAUCACAGAACACAACAAGAACUCUUACAUUUGCUAUCUCAAGUCUAUUUUGGCAUUCUUUACACAACAAGUAAAGAUAUUAUCAGAGUGACUUAAUAAUGAAGACUCUUCAGAAUAAGAAUUCCUUAGUAGCAUUGUUAAACAGCAAAGAGUAAUUUCCACCAGUGAUGCUUUUUUUGUAUGUGGGUGGGGAAAACGUUUUAAGAUUCAACUUUCUAGCAUAAUACAAACUUAUGAGAGAAAACUGCAUUAAAAAAGUAUGCGUUAAAAUAACAGCGGUGUUUACCAGUUUUAUCAGCUAUAGGAGUCUGUAUAACUCCUUACACUCUCUUUUCUUUUAGCAGUGAUCAGUAAGGAACGUUUUCACUCGGCAAGAGAUCAGCAUUUUCUGGUGUUCUUGACAAUGCUAAGAAUUCCCAGCAUCACAGUUGUGGGGUGGCUUUUCACGUUGUAACACCCACGUCAUAUUUUAGUUUGCAAUAUCUAAUUGUAGGUAUUUUAUCUCAAACUAAAGUUUGAACACUGGAAAUCAUCGCUUCGUGAUGUAUGAUUUGGAGCUUGGAUUAUUUAUGUAGAGAAACUUGUCUAUUUUGUCAGCAGCAUUAUGCUGUCAUCCUGGUGACUGUCUGGGUUCUCUGUUAACGCCUUUCAUCUGUCUUCCUGAUGUUGCAUGUUUUCAGUGGUUUGGAAGUUUUGUAUAUUUAUUGUAUUAACAUGGACUGUCAUAAAAUAAAAGGCUGUUUACUGGA